Lates calcarifer (barramundi perch) is the source of this 878-nucleotide messenger RNA. RefSeq lists its product as uncharacterized. The transcript has 7 exons. Bases 1 to 642 code for a protein of 213 amino acids. NCBI's taxonomy places the organism in Eukaryota, Metazoa, Chordata, Actinopteri, Centropomidae. The record is from RefSeq and is a predicted model, not a curated record.
AUGCAGCUGUUCAAGCUCUACUUUACUCCUGCACUCCUGCUCCUGAUACUCAGCUGCUUUAGUCAGAGCAAGUCUCUGCCAGUGAUGAGUGAAGGACAGAUGACAAACUCCUGCGUCUCAUACGCACAAAUACUUCUACAGAACAUCACUGACGCUCUCUUGCAGGGUACACUGUUCCAUGGAGUGGACUGCACCACGAAGGGUGUGGAGCUGUACACGGAGACUAACACAUCCUCUGUGUGUGCACCAAAGGGAUCAACAUGCUCUGGAAUCGCUAAAUCAGAAUUCAGUCAGACGUCAUGCCUUACAAACAUUGGGGAAGAUCUUCGUCACUACUACAAACUUCUCGCAAAGCACCCGGACCGUUUACUUGGUCAAACUGUUCUGUUCAGUCUAAGACAAUUCAUGGAGAAGUGCUUCCCAGAGUUUUUGCCCAACGACUUGGCCUCAGAGCAUACCAGUUAUUGUAUUACUGUUAUAAGUCCUUUAUCUUGGCUGUCUCUUAUGUUACAGACUGCUGCAGACCGUUCUACCUACGAUGAAAGACUGACACUCUGCAAAGUGCUGAAGGGCUUCCAGGUCCGUGCCAUCACAAUCAGCAGAGUCAUUGGAUACAUGAACUCGGGCGAACACACUAAAUAAAUUCACCACAGAGCUUCUAACACAAGAAUAUUUUCAGAAAGCUACACAGGACCACUUUACAUGCAACAGAAAAAAACACUUCUACAGUCUACAUUAUAACUUUUUAAUGGUAUACAUUUAUUAUUUAUAUGUAGACAUGUAAUUUAUAUUUAACAUCAAGAUGAUGUGUUUAAGUACUUUUUAUUAAGUCUAUUUAUAGACUGUAUGCUAUUUAUUUAUUAACAUUUAAUGUUUAA